AUGGGCAAUCAAUUAGUGGGCAUCGCGCCCAGCCAAAUAUUUCCGGUAGAGCACUAUUUGACAGAUCACAGUGAUUUAUUAUUCGACGUGAAUUUAGGAAGUACUAGAUUCUUCAAAGUGGCUCGGGCCCGCAGUCUGGAGGGGCUGAUAGUUGUAAAAGUGUUCGCAAUUCAUGACCCAACAUUGCCAUUAUCUACCUAUAAGGACAAGCUGGAGGAGAUCAGGUCGAAGUUAGCCUCGGCUGUCAACUGCCUACCGUUUCAACGAAUGAUUCUCACAGAAAAAGCUGGCUCAAUAAUGCGGGAAUAUGUCAAAUAUUCUCUUUAUGACAGGAUCAGCACUAGGCCAUUUUUAACCAGCAUUGAGAAAAAGUGGAUCACUUUCCAAGUAUUGUACGCUCUUAAUCAAGCCCAUAAGUUUGGUGUUUGCCAUGGUGACAUAAAAUUGGAAAAUAUUAUGAUAACCAGUUGGAACUGGGUGUUACUCACAGAUUUUGCCAGUUUUAAACCGACAUAUUUACCAGAAGACAAUCCCGCGGAUUUUUCAUACUUUUUUGAUACUUCUAGGAGAAGGACGUGCUACAUAGCGCCCGAACGAUUUGUGAAAACACUGUCUUCAGAAUUGAGUAAUACGUUGCUGUUACCAGAACAAGAAGUUAAGACAGGUGAUCUGCAUCCCAUGAUGGAUAUCUUUUCCGCAGGCUGUGCUUUGACAGAAUUGUAUAACGAAGGUCAUCCACCGUUCGAUUUUUCACAACUCUUGGCGUACAGGAACAACGAAUAUUCUGUCAGUAAGCACUUGGACAGUAUAGACGACCCAGGAAUACGCGAGCUGCUUAGGUCAAUGCUAGAGAGAAAUCCAACGAAUAGGAAGAGCGCAGAGAUCUAUCUGUCUCAAACUCGCGGCACCAUCUUCCCGGAAUACUUUUAUUCCUUCCUGCAGUCUUACAUGCUCAUUUUCUCCGCCGCUCCGAUUUUAUCACCGGACGAGAAGAUAACGCGGUUGAAGAAGGACAUUGGCAAUAUUAUAAGUAUACUAAAGACGGACGAAAGUGAACGAAUGAAAACGAGCGAUACGAAACCCGCGGAAACCGCGAAAUCUGGUCAAUACGAGAUUAAUGUGGAAUCGAUUAAGGACGAUUCUGGUCACAGCGAAGAAAAUACGAUGGUGGAAGUCGACAGCGAUCAAAGUUCUGAUAAGACCGAUUUAAAUCAAACUGACAUGAAAAGUACUGUCCAAGAUGUUGGCAGUGAUAUUCAAGUGGAUACGGAACCGGAGAUUAAAUCGUCCGAAGAUUGUAAACAAACGUGCGAUGCAGAGUCCAAGAAAUCAAUCUCUACCUCGAGUGAAACUCUAGAAGGACUCGUUAUCAUAACUCAACUCGUUACAUCUUGCAUAAGAGGAUUGCAUCAUUCGCAAUCCAAGUUGCACAGUUUAGAGAUAUUAUUAGAGCUGGCUGAAAAUGUUUCUGAUGAAACAAUUCUUGACAGAAUACUACCUUAUAUUUUCCAUUUGGUUCACGAUCCAGCGCCGCGAGUAAGAGUAUCAGCGAUACACACUCUAACGAAAUGUUUACAUCUUGUGAAAUCGAUACCAUCUUCAGAUGUGAACAUAUUUCCCGAGUACAUUUUACCAGGUUUAGCGCAUAUAACUCAAGACGAAGCAGUUAUAGUUAGGGCAGCUUACGCAGAAAAUAUUGCGUAUUUGGCGCACAUUGCUUUGCGUUAUCUGGAAAACGCUCAUCUGUCUAACUUGGGCAACAAGGAGGGACCAAAGCCCAGUUACGACAGCGAACUACAAACCUUGCACGAAAUGGUUCAACAAUCUGUGUCCAUGCUGUUAACGGAUCCCCAAAAUUUAGUGAAACAAACUUUAAUGGAAAACGGAAUAAACAAAUUGUGCGUGUUUUUCGGAAAACAGAAAGCCAAUGAUAUUUUGCUCAGUCACGUUAUCACAUUCUUAAACGACAAAGAGGAUAAGGAACUGAGAGGCUCUUUUUUUGAAUGCAUAGUCGGUGUGGCUGCAUAUGUCGGUUGGCACAGUAGUCCGAUACUAAUGCCGCUUCUGCAGCAAGGUUUAUCCGAUCCUGAAGAGUUUGUAAUCACAAAGGCCAUAAAUGCCAUGGCAACACUUACAGAACUGGGUCUACUACAUAAAUCUGCUCUCUAUCAGUUAUUAUCAGAAACUAUGGUCUUCCUGGUUCAUCCAAAUCUUUGGAUACGUCAUGCAACCGUCGGCUUUAUAUCCGCGGCGGCGAGAACUCUGAAUGUGGUGGAUGUUCAAUGUAAAGUUCAGACAAUGCUUCAACCAUAUCUGAAGCACUCAUUGAUCCAAAUAGAAAAGGAGAUUUUAUUACUCGAGGCACUUGUUCCUCCGAUAUCCAGAAUAGUAUACGAUUCCGUGGUGAAGUAUAACGAUGUGGAGGAAUUAUUCCAAGUACUUGAACACAAGCAGGCAGCCAGAGCAAAAGUCAUAACGGGUGUGGUACCGCCACAAUACAACAACAUGAGUACCUCCUUAAGAAAUCUUUUUAGGCGACUGACUUCGGAAUCGAUGACCGAGGCAGUUGAGGAUCAGUUGCUGAUCAUGAAGCCUCACUUGAUGAAGAUCAACAAAUAUCGCAAUUCCGCAGAGUCGAAGCAAAAUGCUAUCAAGUCCGUAGAUGGCAAGUUGGAGUUGAGUCCAGUGAAGGAUAGGAUAAGACACCACGUCGUCGUAUUAUAUCCUGAUACUAAGGGAGACUUAACUCUCCCGCCAUUCAAAAGAUUAGACCGAAGAACAUCGGAGACCGUUGGCACAUACGCAACGAUGAAUCAAGAAUGGCGCACGAUGUUUGCAGCUCAAGAUAACACUCAGCACGCUAUAGUUAAAAUGUCAGACAUGACUGGAAGCAGUGGUAGCCCUAGUCAGAGCAUACACAGCGGGGACAUCCAUUUAUCUCCGCAUCAUUGCCUAUCAGAUAUGACCAGCAUUAAUUCUCUCAUGAACGAUCAUUCGCUUCACGAGCGAUCUUACAUACAAUAUAGGUGUGCACCUUGCCGAUUAGAAGUGCGGCAAUUAACGUACCGAAAGCAAGAACAACACGCAGCAAUAUUAAGAGCAAAACGUUGGGCUAACAACGUCGCCUGCGAAGCUGGCUCCACAUCACUGCCAAAGGAUUGGAGGCCCCGAGGAAUUCCCGUCGCGCAUCUUCACGAGCAUCGAGCAGCAGUGAAUAGAUUGGUUUCAAUACCGGAUACUAACCUGUUCGCGAGUAGUUCCUCUGAUGGAUGCAUCAAGAUUUGGGACGCCAGUAAGAUGGAGGGACGAAAUAUUGCUAAUCGUUCUAGGCAAACGUACAUGCACAGAGGAGGUCCGCUGGUUGGUUUAACUGUAUGUGACCAAGGGCAAUCUUUAGCGAGCUCGGCGAGCACAUCCGGGACGGUAUUCGUACUUCGGAUUGAGCCAAACUCCAGUAAAAUGAGUUUGAUCGGGACUCGUCAAUUGGAUCUCCAGGAAGAAGGAUGCGCUGUCGAUCUUCAGUAUCUAGAUUCUGGCUCGCAAUCGGUUCUUGUGUACGCCUCUUUGUACGGAUCACUGGUAGGUUGGGAUCUACGAUGUCCCGGUACAACGUGGCGCUUGGAAAACGAUUUGAAGCACGGAGUCAUCACGUCGUUUUGCGUAAACAGUCAUCAGCAAUGGUUGACCCUCGGCACGAGCUCGGGUAUCCACACCUGUUGGGACUUGAGGUUCCAACUGCCGAUAACAAGUAUCAAGCAUCCAACAGGUGCCAGAGUGCGAAAGGUGAUUACGCAUCCAACGGAGCAUUCGUGGAUAAUCUCAGCGGUGCAAGGUAACAACGAGAUCUCCAUGUGGAAUCUGGAGACCGAUAUUCGACAGAUGGUUCUGUGGGCAUCAAAUGCUCCACCGUUGAGCCGUACUCAAACCGGCCACACUGUAUGUGCCAUGUACACCGGAUCCAUCGAUUGCUCGGGCUUCCUUCUGGCCGGCGGAACCGAUAUGCGAUUACGCUUUUGGGACUUCAAUAGACCUACCGCAUCCUAUGUCGCUCUGCCCGCCGCUAACGAUGUCCUCACUCCAAAUUCAUUGGCAUACGAUUUACGUUUGAUAGACGGAACGAACGUUGUGCAAGAAGUAUUGGUGGACGAUGAUUCUAAUCCGUUGUCCGGAAGUGAUGCGAGAGGAAGAAACAUGGAGGAUAGCGGUCCCGAGACUCCACCCUCCGGCCAGCAUGACACAAUCUCCGCUGUGGCCAUGUCGAACACCUGCAUUCUCACCGGUAGCACGGACGGCCUGAUACAAGUCUGGAAAUGAUUGUUCUUCUCGCUCCUAAAUAUGAUUCCAAAGUUCCUUGCACAGGCGACAAAAGAUUUUACCAGUGCAAUGCGGAAUGUCUCCCCAGUAAUAACGAAACUAUUGUGAUCCAAGUAAGGAAUAAGUUAUUCUAGAAUUCUUCAGGUAAAUUCUCCAGCAAUGCCGGACAGUGAUCGUAGUAUAAUUUAUUUAAGGACAGUCGCGCGGAGGAAUUGUGAUGGCGUUAUAAUUAUGAUACCAUGAUAUUCCGUUUCGGCAAAAAUGACUAAUCAUAUUUUUUUAACAAUUCCGUGAUUGGCGACAGGACUCUGUGGAAGUUAUGAUAAACACUGCUUCCGUAUUAGUAAGAUGAUAAUUUGCUACUUGCACAGUUUUUCUUGAAAUUUUGCAAAAGGUAAAAACCUUGUCUUAUUCAAAGUUUAUACGAGCUCUUUCCCGCUAUAUGAGUAAUCUGCUAAUCGGCUUUUCAUAUUCUUCCACAACAACUCCAAAUUAAUUAUUUCCAUAUUUAAUUGAAUCUAAACAGAUCUGUUUUGAGUAAAUUUCUCACUUGCGUCAUCUGGGUUUGGUUUUUAUUUCUCGUGACACCUGUAGUUUAUUAAUUUUUUCCAGAAAGGUUGUUUCCUGUCUUUUCAAUUCUUAAAAAACAUACAAGAGAAGACAAGACAUGUCGCCGAGACGACAGGUCUCAGUGGAAGUUACGAUGGUAUCAUACUUAUAUCACUGUGCAAAAGAGAAAAGCUAACUCUACAAAUCAAAUAUAUUUAUUCCUAGAUUCGUUCACGUUUAUAUAAUUUUGAAAAAAUUGGAAAUCCUAUUUCUAUAUAUAAUUUUAUACAUUAACUAUAGGUAAAUACAAUUUUCUUAAUUGUAUUUAAAUUUAAGCUGUAUUUAUAUUGUUCAAUUUGCUUGGAUAAUGCGUUAAGACGUCUGUUAUCGCUUUCUUGAGCCACAAGCAUCAACGUACGCACAGCACCGCCGUGCUGUACGAACUCUGUGAUCCUGGACUGUACAUAGAGCAUGUAAUAUACAUGAUAUUUAAGACUACCAAUGAUUACAAUUGCGCUGUGGGGGCGUGCAUUUUUUUAAAAAGAGUUGAACGUAAACUGACAUUAUAAUGUAACAUAUAUGAUGUACAUAGCUUAUUUUUAUAUGUAAGAAAGAAAAAAACAGAAAGAGAGCUAUUACCGAGUAUUAGACGAGUUUAGAAUGUCGAUGUUACACAGAUCGAUAGACAAGCCUUCGAGGUAAUUGUAUCUAAGUUAGCAGAUAUUUAGCGGGUCCGUAUACGCGUACUAUAAAUUUAAACACUGAAAGGUAAGAAAAGUUGCAUCAAUGCGAAAUGACUUUGCAACACAGUGGAACACUCUUACGAGCAUAGAAUAUCCAAAAAAAUAAUCUAUAAACUAUAUUUUUUAUAGCUCUUAGCUUUAUUUUUUGGAUUAUCUAUAUACCGUUAAAUUUUUUUCACUCUGAUACAAAGUUACUUUCUGCAAUGCGAUAAAUUUCAUAGUUUCCUUUUUUUUUUAUCACACGUGUAAAUACGGACCGUGAAGCGAGGAAUAAUAAAAUUCGCGUGCGAAAGAUGCAAUGCGCGAAACAAUUAUCUCUCGCUUCGUACUUUACGUGAUGAACGCGUAAGUAGCUGUAUGUAAUCACGAAUAUUUAUGUAUACUAGUUUGCUAGUAUUGUCACACACGGACACAUACGUACACGCAACCACAUUGACUGAAAUACUCGUAACCGGUGGACGUAUAUUGUCUAAAAACUACGUUGUUACAAUAAAUUCAUAUUUUUAACGCA
Molecule: messenger RNA, 6117 nt
Organism: Temnothorax curvispinosus
Lineage: Eukaryota; Metazoa; Arthropoda; Insecta; Hymenoptera; Formicidae
Gene: Vps15
Product: phosphoinositide 3-kinase regulatory subunit 4
Exons: 17
Coding region: 1-4314 (1437 amino acids)
Biological process (GO): macroautophagy; late endosome to vacuole transport; protein phosphorylation
Cellular component (GO): phosphatidylinositol 3-kinase complex, class III, type I; late endosome; phosphatidylinositol 3-kinase complex, class III, type II
Molecular function (GO): protein binding; protein serine/threonine kinase activity; ATP binding
Source: RefSeq, a predicted model, not a curated record